Ruditapes philippinarum (Manila clam) is the source of this 2381-nucleotide messenger RNA. RefSeq lists its product as uncharacterized. Gene Ontology annotation, biological process: carbohydrate catabolic process. Gene Ontology annotation, molecular function: hydrolase activity, hydrolyzing O-glycosyl compounds; carbohydrate binding. Bases 57 to 1349 code for a protein of 430 amino acids. The record is from RefSeq and is a predicted model, not a curated record. The transcript has 2 exons. Lineage: Eukaryota; Metazoa; Mollusca; Bivalvia; Venerida; Veneridae.
GGCAUGUCGUAAUUCAGUUAUUUUCUUAAUUUAAAAAUCAACAAAAAGUCGGAAUAAUGCUUUGCUGCAAAUUGCUUCAAAAUGAGGCAAAAACUUGGAAAGGCUGUGUCAUUUUCACAAUAAUUGUAUUCGUGGCAUUUUCAAUUGGCUUAACGACAGGUUACAUGGUUAUUAAGUUUAAUACCAUAUUUGAUGGCAUUGAGUCUCCGAAUAAUGUUAUUGAAGCAAUGCGGACUUCAUGCAGUGCAACAUCUGUUGAAACUGAUACCGGGAAAGUGUAUCUAGAACGUUUCCUUGAACGGCAGGAUAAGAUGUUUUCUUGCAUACAUAGUUCAGAAGAGUGUUGGAAUUAUGGACUUCCAAGAACAUAUCUUGUAAAUCAUCUGAAUGAUAAAAAAAUCGAAAUAGAUGGGAAACUAGACGACGAAGCUUGGAAUGAAGUCCCAUGGAGUGAACCAUUUGCAGACAUAAGAAGUACCAUAUACGGAAAACCAAUCUAUGAUACAAAGUUUAAAAUGAGAUGGGACAACGAUAAUUUAUAUAUUGGUGUAUACCUGCAAGAAAAUAAUCUGUGGGCAACAAAUGACGUACACGAUUCAGCAAUAUACAGUGAAAACAGUUUAGAAAUUCUUCUUGGUAUUGAUGGGUUUUCUUUUAACUAUAAGCAAAUCGAUAUCAAUGUUUUAGGAACAAUACUAGACCUUCUUAUGUUUAAAUCGCCAUAUGAGACUAGCUUUGAGAGUGCGUCGGACCUGUCAUGGAAUUCAACGUCCAAUUAUUCUGUACAUUUCGAAGGAACACUAAACACGCCUGGUGAUAUUGAUAAAUUCUGGUCAGUUGAAAUGGCCUUACCCUUUCAGAGACUCUCGGAAGGUUCACAACGCGUGCAUGAUGCACCAAUAGAAGAUGAAGUAUGGCCUACUAUGCUAGGGAGGUCCCAACCAAAUAUAACUGUGAGAAAUGGAAAAUAUGAAAAAGGGCCAUCGUUUUACUGGAAGUGGUGGUCUUGGCAGCCAUGCGAUGCCUUCAACAUGCAUUUACAACAUCGUUGGGGACUCAUUCAGUUUAAACACAACAUCCAUGACAAUGAAUUUAAGUUUCCACAGUGGCAUAUUUAUAAGGCUCUGUUUGAAGUGCAUGAUGCUUUAGAGAAAUACAAGGCAGUUUCGGAAUUUUAUACGUAUACGAUAGAAGCGCUUGACGUCCCGCCAUAUCUACUCUCACGCGCAUGCGUGGAUAUUCCGGAUAUUUUGAUUCGAGGUUCAGAUUUUAACAUUACAGUUAAUUCAAUGCUUAUAUCUGGUAUGAGUGCGCAUAUCCGUUCAGACAGAUACGUGACAUUUCAUUAAAUUAAAAGUAAACUCAUUUCAAGUUUUAAAUGAUACAGUGGAGUUGAGAAAACCUGAUGGCUUUCUGACCGAGGGUAAAUUUACUUUCGGUAUUUAGAGAGUUCCGAUAUUCUCAUGGUCCGCUUUUCUUAACUUUCACUAUACUUUGAUAAAAGCUAUUUCUUCGGUAUAUUUGCUUAAACCUUCAAACUUGCACCUAUCUUAUAUAUAUCGCCUAGAUGUAUUUAUGUUUCUAAUGUUUACUGUUUCAAACUAGAAAUAAACAAGAACAAGAAGAUUGAAAAAAAUGUUUAAAAUUUAAAAUGAUUAAAAUCUAGGAGUAAACUUUUAAAUAUUGAUGAUUUCGUCACUGGACCAAAGUUUCUGAUUUCAGCUACAGGACAUUCAUUGGUGUUUUUCUAUUGACUUAUUCAUACAAUCCUGGAGAAUCUAUUGAUGCUUUGAUUCAUUUCAAUAUCAAUACACGUUUCAUCCAUGUUUAUGUUUGUCGUUCUACUUAAUGUAAACCAUAUAUAUUUAGCUCUGAGCUCUCGUUGUAUUUGCAAAAAUGUGUAUUUGUAUUCAGGUUAAAACACACAUAUACAUGUUCGCAGUAAGGAAGGCUAUGAGGUAAAAUGAAAAAGAACUUUGUAAUACGACAUCAUAAGAAUCUUACUCGUGCUGUCGGUACAGACCAGAAUAUCAAGCACGAAGAUAACUGUUUACGUUGGUAACGAGGUUCUGCUGAGUUUCCUCUAAACAGUUACCCGAGAGCUAGAUAUUCUGGUAUGUAACGGCAGCAGAUGUUUGAUUCUUUUCUCUUACAUAUUACAAAUUAUUGAUUUUACAAAAAAGAAAUUACGAAACUAAUUCACAUCUUCAUUCAUAACGGCACAAUAUGUUAAUCCUAAGAAACGCAAUUCAUUCAUAAAAGGCGCAUUGGAAUGACGUUAUCUAAAACAGUCGACAUGUCUUACAUGGGGAUUGUAAGACAGGUUUUCUAGCAUCAGUGUAAACGGUAGAUAAUCAUAUCUGAUAUGCAAGAAAUAAUGC